CUGCUAUUCCUAUCGCCCUGGCUGCGAAGUGAGGAGGUGGAAAACGGAGGGGCGAGUUGCAAAGCGCAGGACAAAAAUACCUGUUGCGUAUAUAACCACCGGCUAUUGUGUUUGUUGCCAUCGGAUUCUGACCGUCGCCCUCACUGCCGACACCUCUGCGCACGCGCCCAUAGCCCAAAAAAGACGCGAGUGACAAGAUCGCUGGAGUUUCGCCACACGCGCAGACUCCUCCGCUCGCGCAAAGGAUUGACACAUUCGACUACCGCUGAACACGGCAGCCGUCAACUGAGACCACACUAGGGACACACUCAGCACAAAUGGCCACCCCAGACGGCGUUAAGGUCUCGAACAAGUUUGCCGCCCCACUCGAUGGCUCGCAAUUCGACAUGGGUGUGACGCUAGGUACCGGCUCCUUCGGUCGUGUGCGCUUCGCUACCCAUAAAGCAACCAACACGUACUGGGCUAUCAAGAUCUUGAAAAAGGCAGAGAUCAUUCGGCUGCAACAGGUCGAGCACAUGCUCUCGGAAAAGUCCAUCUUGCUAUGUUUGGACCAUCCAUUCAUUGUCAACUUGGCAGGCACGUUUCAGGACACCAAGUACCUGUACAUGGUGCUCGAGUAUGUCAUCGGUGGCGAGUUCUUCACGCACCUUCGAAAGGCUGGGCGGUUCGACAACAACACGGCAAAGUUUUACGCAGCACAGGUGGUAUCCAUCUUCGAGUACAUGCAUAGUCAGGAUUUCAUCUACCGCGACUUGAAGCCCGAGAACUUGCUACUAGACAACGAGGGCUACAUCAAGAUCACUGACUUCGGGUUCGCCAAGCGAGUGGCGUUCAAGACGUACACGCUUUGUGGCACACCCGAGUACAUCGCGCCAGAGGUGCUACUUAACAAGGGGCACGGCAAGGGAGUGGACUGGUGGACACUGGGCAUUUUGCUGUACGAAAUGCUGGCAGGACAGCCACCAUUCUGCGACGACGACCCCAUGGGCAUUUACCAGCAAAUUCUUUCAGGAAAGCUCAACUUCCCGCGUUUCUUCGACCGAAACGCCAAGGGACUUAUCAAACGCAUGCUCACAGCCGACCUUACGAAACGGUACGGUUGUCUCAAGAACGGAGUGGAGGACAUCAAGAAACACAAGUUUUUCACCGGUAUCAAUUGGGAGGACCUGCUCGCGCGCAAGGGCGCCGCACCGAUUAUCCCACGUGUCGGCACGGCCAACGAUACGUCCAAUUUCGACCCAUACCCGGACUCCAUGGAGGAUGCGAUUGUCCCCGUUUACAACGGCAAAGAUCCCUUUGCCGAGUUUUAG
Messenger RNA from Phytophthora infestans T30-4, 1310 nucleotides. Its product is annotated as cAMP-dependent protein kinase catalytic subunit, putative. The record is from RefSeq and is a predicted model, not a curated record. The coding region runs from base 318 to 1310 and encodes 330 amino acids. Gene Ontology annotation, molecular function: cAMP-dependent protein kinase activity; ATP binding. Gene Ontology annotation, cellular component: cAMP-dependent protein kinase complex. NCBI's taxonomy places the organism in Eukaryota, Oomycota, Peronosporomycetes, Peronosporales, Peronosporaceae. Gene Ontology annotation, biological process: peptidyl-serine phosphorylation; signal transduction. The transcript is spliced from 2 exons.